Priapulus caudatus is the source of this 1771-nucleotide messenger RNA. Its product is annotated as 28S ribosomal protein S30, mitochondrial-like. Bases 2 to 1426 code for a protein of 474 amino acids. Gene Ontology annotation, cellular component: ribosome; mitochondrion; mitochondrial large ribosomal subunit. The record is from RefSeq and is a predicted model, not a curated record. The transcript has 5 exons. Lineage: Eukaryota; Metazoa; Priapulida; Priapulimorpha; Priapulimorphida; Priapulidae. Gene Ontology annotation, biological process: translation. Gene Ontology annotation, molecular function: structural constituent of ribosome.
CAUGGCAGCCCCUACACAAACCAUGUCUAAAGUUUUCUUUACAAAUAUUUCCAAAAUUCUCUUAAGACGGGAUGUGUUUCGCCAUGUACGCGUUCAAUAUUUAAGAACCAGUGAAAGAUCUGAAAUAGCGCAAGAGUCAGAGUACACUGACGAGCCGCAGUAUCCCUCGCUGGAGCCGGUUUUGUUAAACACAAAAGAUCCUGCACAUGUUGCCUACCAGCAGAAGCUAUGGAUCGAUCAACUUCGUGGGAAGCCUACUGUUCAGGACAAACUUGACUUUAUUAGGUGGAGGCCAAAAGACGCGUGGCGAGAGAUACGGCCUAAGAUGAAAGACCAACGUGCCCCGGAAGUGUGGAAGCACUGUCCGUAUUUGUUUAGACUUCAUCCGAUAAACAGGGUAGUUAACUUCUUACCUUACCAGCAAUACAUCACUAGGACGACGCUGGUGAAUAGGCUGCCCGAGCUGUACAAUUCCAUGGAUGUUGAGCCGCAAGUUGAACAGAUAAAGACGCUAUUUAAAGAGGCACUCAUUACUGAAGAGUUGAGAUACCGACAUGAUGCACGAUUGGCAGCGCAAAAGCCAGGCGCUGUAACCUGCAGUGUGCUUGAUCAGCUAGUGGGGCUCGUAAUGCAAGCUUGUGGCAGUAAGCAUGAUCAUUUGCUGACGGCAAAAGUUGAUAAUGAAACAAGACAGGAAGCGUUUUGGUUCGUAGGUGGUUUUCCCAAACGAGAGGAAAAGGGCGGCCACCUUCAGACCAAAUAUGGUAUGGCGUUUCAGUACAAAGCGAAACCAUGGUACUUGAUACGCACACGUGAUGCUCUGCCACAGAUUGUAUCAAGAGAUGACACUCUGAGUACAGAGGCAGAGGUGCCAGAGUGCAAAUAUCAUCCAGUAGCAGUUGGCAUGACAUUUUAUAGAGAUGAGUUCUCCAUGGUUCCAGGAUUCAAGGAUGGUGACACGAAUGCAUUCGGUCUGGUGCAAUUCCAUGAAUGCUGUGAACAGACACGUGAUCUGACGGAGCGUUUCGGAGCCAAGGAGGUAGAGAAACUCUGGCUUGGCCACGGCAUAAUCAGUUCAUUCAGCUGGUUGCUCAGUCAGGCAUUCUAUCAAGGGUUCGACCACUUUAAUGACAUCACAUAUCCAUUGAUCACCCAAAGCGUGAUAACGAAUGGCCAGUACUGGCAAUUCUUCACUUAUCAGCUGAACUCUACACAAGCAAGCACAUAUGGGACCAGCUACUAUAGAAAUAUUUGCUGGGCAGGAGAGCGAAUGAAGCUGUAUGAUUGCAUUGAGGACGAUCAGGUGAAGGGUUUCAACGACGAUGUAUUGCGCUGGUGCCUGAAGUUCAUGCUCAGGGAGCCGUUACUCAGAAACAUCGAACGUAAUCCGUACAUCAGCACAUCACAGACGGGAGAGACACACUAGCCUACAACAACAGGACCAGCAACACGUACAAUAGUAGCAACAAGGACAACAAUAGCAAGACCAGUGUCAACAUAACAAAAAUACCUACAGUAGCAGCAGUAGCGGUAGCAGCAGUAGCAAGAACAAUAAUGACAACAACAGUGUCAUGACAGAAGAAUAUGAUUAAGAACAGCAGCACUACCAGGAAUAUCUAACACCAGAAUUUAUUGCUAAAUUAUCCCAAAUUGCUACAGAGUAUAAUAAGCACUAUCCAUUGUAGGAGGAGUGUUAAAUAGACUAGUGAUAUUGAAUUAUAGAUACCAGUUGUGAAAUAAAUUUUGUUUGAUCUAAAUCUAAAACAAAACA